Molecule: messenger RNA, 5540 nt
Organism: Anoplophora glabripennis (Asian longhorned beetle)
Lineage: Eukaryota; Metazoa; Arthropoda; Insecta; Coleoptera; Cerambycidae
Exons: 16
Coding region: 805-4998 (1397 amino acids)
Cellular component (GO): cytoskeleton
Source: RefSeq, a predicted model, not a curated record
UCGGUGUUCUGGGUGGUGUAAUUUUUUACAUGAAAAACACUAAUUUAAAGUACCCCCAGUGUAUAAAAGUGUUCCCGUUGUAAGUGAAACAUAGACUAAUUCCCGUUAUGAAUCAAAACGAUGUAUCCAUUUAUCUAUAGCUACGCUUAUUGUCGGUUUCUGAACCCGAUCCAUCGUCCAUACGUCUUGUCAAAACCCGUACAAUAAGAAUAUUAAAAAUAGCUAACCUUAUAUACAUACAUAAUACAAAGUGUUGUUGUUAAUUAUUGUUAUACUAUGUCAUUGUUGUUUAGCGUUAUAUCAAUCGAUUUUAUAACUUUAUUAAACUAAUUCGAACAGAGUGUAUUUUGUAACAGCGCGCGAUAACUUUAUCAAUCGAACCUACAUGAAUGAAAAUAACAGAGGUUCGAAUGUUUGUUAGUAGAGAGAAAGAGAAUACCCGCGACCUUAAGUGCUGCUCAACGGGGUCGUUGCCCAUGCACUUCUAUGUACUAAAGAUGUCAUGUCUACAAGUCAGUAUGGUCUCGGAUAGAAAGCCAUGAGCGGAGCGAAAGAUCCUAAAGAUACGUCGAGGUAACCUAAAGUGGAUAAUAAGCGGGUUUUUAACGACAUCGCGCCUGUGAACUAGAACUUGCACUAAAAUUAUAUAAGUGAUCGCGGUUGUGAUAUUUUACUUCCAUCCAUUUGAGAUAUGCUUAAGUUUUAUUCCGAGUUUUAAGGGUUUGUUGUUGCCGUCGUUUAAAUUCUAAAUUUUUGUAGUUAGAAGGGUUGUUUUCACGGAGAUGGAAGUCACCUAAAAGGAGGAUGGCCGAGGACAAUAAUAAGAGGAGGCUGAGCCAAGUGUACGACCCGCUGUCUAGAUUGGGUGAACUCACGAGAUCGUCGCAUUCUACGCCUUCGUCGCCAAGGCUUCUUCCGCGACGCGCGAGAGACGCGAGUUCGGUAGUGCCGCCUCCGCUAGUUGCCUUCGAUGUGCUGGAAUCCGGCCACAGCGGCGGCAGCCACAGUGAUCCAAGUGCUAUCAACUGGCAGGAGAGAUGUCUGGAACUGCAGCUGGAGUUGCACAGGAGCCGGACGCAAGCCACGAGGACGAGAGACAUGCUGAGAGAAAAGCUUUCCGAGCUCGAGCAGAGAGUUCUGGAGGCGGAGGGACGAGCAGAAGAAGCGGAGGACAAGGUACGAAUAAUGGAACAGAAGCUCGCAUGGUCAGUGCAGAGUGACGCGAAUAGCGCACAGAUCCACAGGCUAGAGGGUGAAGUUGAGGAGCAGCGUCAGCUGCGGCUGCACGACGCCAAACAGGUGGAAGCCAAAGCGGCCCGCAUCAAGGAAUGGGUCACGAAUAAACUCAAGGAACUAGAGAUACAGAAUCAGACGCUCAAGGAGCAGAACAUUAAGUGCAAUCAGCAGCUAGAGUUGCUCAAAAACCAUCUCGCCUUGGCGGACAGGAGGAGGUCGGAGAGCAGUUCGCCUGAGUCUAGACAAUUGGGCGCAUCAUCCACUGGCACAAGCAGUCAACGGCACCGCAGGCACCAAUCCGUCUGCUUAUCUACGAAUUCUAACUUUGAACCAGUCAUACCGAGUACCCUAGUAACCAGCGUCAACUUUGGCACGAGUAAUUCCAGUAUGGAUCCAUUAACAGACGAACUGCGUGCCGCUGUGGACAACCUUAGCAUAGGAAGAAUUCCCAGCAGCAGCGCAAGUGAUCCAGAUUUGGCACAUGACUAUGCCGAAAUCUAUACACCGAGUAGGGAGAAAGUUGCUUGGCCCAGGGCUCCUACACCACCGAUACAUCGAUUUCCGAGCUGGGAGGAUAGAAUUUAUCAGGUAGCCGCAGAUGGUUUAACACUAACAGGUACUACCCCGAGUGAUAUUGGUCCAGAACAAGCUGGAUAUCAGGACAUACCAGUUCCUGUUUAUGCCACAGUUAAAGGUCGAGCUAGUCAAAUUAGGUCAAUACCUUUUACUGGUGAUUCAUCUGAUGAUUCCAGUGAUGGUGAAGGAAAUAAUACAACUGCCGUAGAUGGGACAAAUACUCACAGUAGAAGUUCAGGAGAAACUUCUGGAUCUAGUCCAGGAAAAAGAACAGCAUCAAGUAGUAGCGGUUCUCCUAGUAAAAGUAAAACACGAGACACCUCUUUCGAAUCGGGGAUGUCGGAUGAUUACGCAGUGCCUCCAGAUGCUCUUAGUUGUGAUACCACCAGCCUCGAAUCUUCUAUGUUACUUAGAGCUUCAUACUUAGAUAGUCCAAAGAGAAUUGAAAGCUUGGAAAAAAGCGGUUCACUUGCAAAAUUAGGUGGUAAAUUAAAAACAUGGAGAAAGAAAUGGUUUGUUUUAAAGAAUGGAGUCCUCACCUAUUACAAGAGCCAAAAUGAUAUUAAUAGGAAGCCUCAAGGUCAAAUUUUAUUGGACGAAAUAUGUAAAAUAACACGAGCUGAAGGGUCCAAUACUUUCGAAAUCGAUACAGGGAAGAAAACUUACUAUUUAACGGCUGAUUCGAUUACAGCUAUGGAAGAUUGGGUUAAAAUCUUACAAAAUGUGCAAAGGAGAAAUGCAACUAAACUACUUUUGAGCAGAGAAGAAAAUAAGCCCUCAAUACAGGGCUGGAUAAAAAAGAAUAAGUGCGGCCACGAUAAAACUUGUUGGUGUGUUCUAAUAGGGAAAAUGUUUUUAUACUUCAAAGCUCCAACGGAUACAACACCACUUGGUCAAAUUAACAUGAGAGACGCUAGAGUGGAAGAAAUAGAACAUUUGUCUGAUUCUGAUUCUGAAGAACGGGAUCCAGAGCAGCCGGAUUUCACUAUUGGUAUUUUUCCAACCAAUCAAGCGCCUACUUACCUGGCUAUACCAGGAAAACAGGAAAAAGACGCUUGGUUGUAUCAUUUGACGGUAGCAAGUGGUGGGGGUCCGAGUACCGGAACCCAAUACGAACAACUGAUUUAUAAAUUAAUGGAAGUUGAUGGGGACCCUAAUUGCGUCUUAUGGAGACAUCCAGUGCUUUUACAUGUGCCUUGUACCAAAGACGGUGCUGUACCAUCAUACUUUCCUCUAACUAGUCUGCCUACUGAAACUUUCCAAGCCGAAGCGAUAAAGCUGUUUAAGUGUCUCCAGCUUUUCAUGUCAGCCGCAGUGGAUCAAGCCGGCAUAGACUACCAUGUGGUACUGGCUCAGAACGCCCUGCAACAGUGCUUGGACAUGCCAGAACUGCAAGCUGAACUAAUUUGUGCUCUCAUCAAACAGACCAGCAAGAGUGCCCCUUUGCCAAAACUGGGAGUCCAGGUAUCCACACAAAAAUUGCUUAAAAAAGGCCAACUACUUCUUUGCGCCACGCAAAGUCUGUUUACUUGUGAGACAACGACACCAAGUAUAAAUAGCACGACCUCUGAUCAACAAAUCGCCUUGUCCAAUAUACAGGCCACUCAGGAGGAAAAAUACAAGGAGCACAAGGAGUGCUAUAAAGAACAUAAAGAUCCGAAGGGUCCCCCUUCUUAUACUCUGCUUCAGGGAUGGCAGCUGUUGGCGCUGGCGGUGAGUUUGUUUGUUCCCAAAUCGUCGAGAUUGUUGUGGUUUUUGAAGCUUCACCUUCAGAGGAAUGCCGAGAAUAGAACAGAGUGUGGAAAAUAUGCGGCAUAUUGCGAACGAGCCCUAGAAAGGACCAUUUUAGCAGGUGGUCGUGAAUUGAAACCUUCCCGUAUGGAAGUUUUAAGCAUUCUCCUGAAAAACCCACAGCACCAUUCACUACCACAUUCGAUGCCUGUCCAUCUGUUAAAUGGCACCUAUCACAUUACAAGUUUUGAUGGCUCCACAACAAUAAAAGAAUUUCAAGAUUCUUUAGCUCAUGAAAUAGGCUGUCGAACAAAUAACGGCUUUGCAAUAUUCAGCGAUGAUCCGAUAGAAAAAGAUUUAGAGCAUACGUUAGAUCCUAAUGCGAAAUUAUGUGACUUAAUAUCAAAAUGGGAGAUUGCAUUGCGAGAGAAAGGUCUAGGGAAGUUUGAAAAUAGUAAAGUGAUUAGAUUAACUUACAAAAAUAGACUUUGGUGGAAGAACUGCGUGCGGUUAGAGACAGAAAAGGAACGACUUUUGCUGUGUUAUCAGGUUAACAAGCAAAUCGUCAGUGGUCGCUUUCCUUUGACCAGAGAAUUUGCCCUAGUGUUAGCUUCGUUAAUGGCCCAGUUAGACAUGGGAGAUUGUUCCUUGAUCGCUAACAAACCGAACGUCAAUACCACUUUAAGUCCGAAGUCUACAGCAAAUGGAUCUCUUAGUCCCCCAUCAUCUCUCCAAAACUCGAGUACACUGAAUGCUCUGAAUAAUGUUCACGGCAUAUUGACUGCACAUUCAAAUCAAGCUCUCAAUGCUGUAGAUAAAUUUUAUCCAUAUAGAUACAGGGACCAACUGAACCAAGAAGGCCUAGCAGAACUGCAAGCAAAGUUGAUGGCCAAAUGGAGGUCUCUCAAAGGGAGGACGCAAUCAGAUUGUGUUAGGAUAUAUUUGAAUUGCACGAGAAAGUGGCCUUUCUUUGGAGCAACUCUGUUUCAGGCGAGAAUAAGGCAACAGGACUCCCCGAUGAUCUGGCUGGCAGUAAACGAAGACUCCAUAACGGUCCUAGACUUGGCAACAAUGCAGCAACGAGUGCGCUACCCUUACACGAAUGUCCUAACGUUCGGAGGCUGCCAGGAAGAUUUUAUGUUGGUCGUUACUCAAAACGAUCAGCAGCCAUCCCAAAAACUGAUAUUCUCACUUAGCAAACCCAAAAUAUUAGAACUCACUCUGCUUAUAGCAGACUACAUGAAUCUGCUAAUUAACAAUCCCGGCACGCCACUUUUAGGUACACUUAGUAGAGGAACUAUGGUCUCUGUCAACCAGUCUGUAGUGAACCAGUCCAUUAUUAGUCAAACUAUUGCCAACCAAAGUCAGCCCGACAUCCUGAAGUCGACUCCGGAUCAUGGCGUGCAACGUUCUGAUUCUAAACGAAGGACUCAUGUUGAUUCCGGCCUAGCGUGAUACAGGUCCGACUGUGUUACUUGUAAGCGACUGUAGAUCUGUUGACCUUUCAGUUUCAUUGUGAUUAAAAGCUUUUUGUUGUGCCAGAAAGUGUGGAAUUGUAUAUAGACUGGGAUAGAUAUGUUAAUAUGUGUGUGUAUAUAGAUCCAGUAUCGAUUUUUUUAUCUACGGUUGCUGUUUUUUUUUUUCUGUUGUGGAUGAUAAGAAAAGUAUGAGGGAUUGUAAUGAUAUAUUCAGGUACCUUAUUUGAAUGGAUUUUAAGACAAUGAUAGGUGAAAUGACUAAUGACUUCUAUAUUAAAUUUUAAGUUUAAAAAUUCCUUCAUUUGCAAUCUAAUGUAUGUACAUUAUAUACAGUGCGAUUCACAACAUAUCCAAAAAAAUUUGGGAAUAGAUGCGGUAUGAGAAAUGGAGUCAAUAUCGUAAAAAAUUUUUUUGUAAAACUAGCCUCUAACGUAAUUCAUAAUACGUGUGGAGAGUCACAUGGCCUCAGCGACUCCGAAUAUUGAAAUCCGAUUUUACAAUUGUCAUUGCCAUAGUGUU